AUGGCGACGCUGCAUUCACGUAUUCACCGGCUUCCGGAUGAAGUGGCAACGCCGCAGAUACCUGUGGCGGGCAAGCCUUUUCUACAACUGUGUCAGCUGGAUCCUUGUCCGCUGGUAUUGACAUUCGCAUUGCACCACCUCCUCAGGAACUAUAACUUCUUCGUGAACUACAGUUGCUCCGCCAGGAGCUCCAGAUACAUCAUUCUGUGUUAUAUGAUACAAAUGAUUUUGAUAGGUGCGCUGCUGCUGGUCACAAUCCUUCUGGGAAGGCUCUGCAAUCUGUUCUCGAAUUACUCGCUCGCGGAUUGCACCUACUCCAAGAGGCUCAUAAACAUAUUGGGGUUCACAAUCAAGUGGCUUCCCUCGAUGGCCGGAAUGCUGAUGUUCGCACUGGUCUCGUUACAAUUCGCAUGCUUGGUCUGGACCUUGGCCAACAGCCGGCAGUGGUGCUUCAAUCGGUUCAACGAGUCCGCCGUUAACGCGGUCAAGAAUUGCCGGAUAAUCCACCAGCAGCGAGCAGCGUGCAAGCUCAACUUCACCAUCACGACCAGGAAAGAGAUCAGGGAAUGCAACAACCCGCAAUACCUCAUCAAAAAGCGGAUCAUAUUCCUCGCGCUCUCCGAUGAAGACAAGGGGUGCACCAUAGAGGACAUCGCAGUGUGCAAUGCGCUGGCCAAAGUAUUCACCAACGAAGCAGCAACUGUCAUGAGCGCAGCAAAGGUUGACUGGAACUCUCCGCAACUUGUUGGUUGCCUCGGAAGGCUGCCUGAAGCCUAUGAGCCACUAUUCGACACCGUGAAUCCCAGCGACCUCUACAAGUUCCUCAUGCUAUUCAACAUCAUGGGCACCGUGUUCAACGCGCUAAUCGUCAUCUUCUUCUAUGUGGUGCGCUACGUCACGGUGUUCGACGCCGUCAUCUACCAGCCGCGGAAUUCCAACGACAACAUUGCCAUCAAGGUCAUGCGGCCAAUCACCAUGUGGGCCUAG
This is a messenger RNA of Babesia bigemina, 987 nucleotides long. RefSeq lists its product as hypothetical. The transcript is spliced from 5 exons. Lineage: Eukaryota; Apicomplexa; Aconoidasida; Piroplasmida; Babesiidae. The coding region runs from base 1 to 987 and encodes 328 amino acids. The record is from RefSeq and is a predicted model, not a curated record.